Molecule: messenger RNA, 2077 nt
Organism: Fundulus heteroclitus (mummichog)
Lineage: Eukaryota; Metazoa; Chordata; Actinopteri; Cyprinodontiformes; Fundulidae
Product: golgin subfamily A member 6-like protein 22
Exons: 4
Coding region: 291-1379 (362 amino acids)
Source: RefSeq, a predicted model, not a curated record
CUUCUUACGCAUCAAUAUGUGCCUAAGCACAUACACAUAGGGGUCGUGAGAGCUAGAAAGUGGUUUACUGCUUCAUCAUUGUGAGAAACAGAAGGAACAGAGCGCAGGGCUUUGGUAGGAGUCAAUGGUAAGCGCUCAUUGUGAGGAAGACGAGGGAGGAGGAAGCACGUACUGUGAGAGAGAGAAACCCCGAGGCACUUAGCACGUGGUUUUGCAGAUGGAGAGACACUUCUACGGAGCAGCCACCAACACGUGCUUUUCUGCGGUGAGACGCGACGGUUGAACACAGAAUGACACCCCCGAAAUCACCUGCAAUUUGCCCAAUAUGCGAAUAUCAAUUCAAUUAUCUGGGCAAACAUCUUGCAAACCAACACUCCAUCCUAAACAACCAGGAGAAAAUAAUUUUAAUUAAUUACGCCUCAGGGAGAGUCAAUGUCCGCCACUUGCCCUGUCCAGUCCAGGGAUGUGGGUAUUCCAGUACCAGGUUGGACAGGCAUUUGGAGACGGGCCACCCAGAGCUGGAUGAGGGAGAACUGAAAGAAAUCAUCAAAAAUAUUAAAAAACAAGUAUCGUUUGACAGCUUGAGGGCCCUCAGGGCUACCGACCCCAGCCCGCCUGUGAUCUCCAACCUGGACCUCGGCCAGGAUGAGGAUGAGCAGGUAAUGGACGUGUCUGAGCCCGUCGCUCCCUCCUGCUCCACAUGCAAAAAAAUAGCAGCGGAUAAUAGGGACCUUUGGAGGAAGCUGCGCAACAAGCGGCGGUGGAUAGAGAAAGCCAAGGCAAAAAUCAAUGCUUUGGAGGAGGCCCUCCAAAAGGCAACCGCUGGGGAGUCUGGAAAGGCGGAGCCGGGGCCGUCUGGACAACUCGAUCUCCCAGAAGAUGAGGAGUCAUCCUCAUCUUCUGAGGAGCCUCCAAAGAAGUGGACAACCAUAUCUGUUGUCUCAGAGGUUGAGAAAACCAUCGUCCGCUACGAGGAAAACGCCAGACGGCUGGAAAGCUGCUGGAGACCCCAGAUAAAGACCACCAGAAUCGACCUCCAGAAGCCACAUGUCUCCAUGGAGGAGGAAGCUUCUUCCAUCCAACAGCUCUGCAACCAGAGGAGAAGGUCCAGUCAUGACCAGGAGGAAGCAGAACCUCAGUGGUCUGAAGAAGAACAGAUGGAACCAGAACCUCCACUUAUUAAAGAAGAACACGUGGAGCCUGAGUCUUCAUGGGUUAAAGAGGAACAAAUAGAACCAGAAACACAGAUUGAAGAGCAAGAGAACCCAGAAUGUCCACGGAUUAAAGAAGAAAAGGAAAUAUGUGAUUCUUCAAGGCUCAAACAUGAACAGCAGGAUACAGAAAAUUUAGCAACUAGAAGGGAGCAGGAGGAUGUCUGAAGCAUUUUAUUGGAUGGAUUAAAGAAGAAAAUGAGGAACUAGAACCUCCACUGAUUAAACAAGAACAUGUAUAGCCUGAGUCUUUAUGGGUUACAGAGGAACAAAUCAAACCAAAACCACAGACUGUAGAGCAAACAAGCCCAGAACUUCCACUGAUUGAGGAAGAAAGGGAUUCUUCAAGGCUUAAAUGUAAAAAUCAGGAUCCUGAACAUUUACCAACUAGAAUGUAUCAGGAGUAUGUCUGCAGCAGUCAGGAGGGAGAGCAGCGUAUCCAGAAGCAGUCUGUUGCUCUAAUGGAGACCUUUACCCUUCAGGAACAUGAAGGAGAACCAAGAACUGAGCAGCUUUCCUUUCAUAUCUCUCCUGUAGUUCAGACCAAAGACCAGGAAGGAAGCAGCUCCAUUGGGUCAGAGAGUCAGUCUUUCACUGACACUAAGAAAAUGUCUUUAAGAUGUGAUGUUUGUGGAAAGUCUUGGAAGAAGAAAAGUCAUUACAAAACCCACAAAGGUGAGAAGCCUUUUUCCUGUCAGACAUAUGGAAAAAGUCUCAACUGGAUUAUUUAAAUGUUCACAAGAAAAUCCACACAGGUUAGAGGCUUUUUUUCAUAAGGAAUAUUUUGACAAAGCUUCACUUAAGGUGCCAGUUUGAAUCUCCACAUGGAGUGAAAACAAGAAGUUGGAUUUUUUUUUUUUUUUUUA